AUGUCGGGGACUCUCGACAGCCCAGACACGCUUGAUAUAGAGAAACCGGUCAAAAAGCGCUUUUCAGACUCUCUUCACGUGGAUUGGCUCUCGAGGAAUAGCUACGUGAACGGGACCCCGGAAGCACAAGUCGAAGAGUUCAAGAAGACCGGGGAUAUGGGCAAACAAGCACCAAAGGCAAAGGACCCAGUGCCUGAGGGUAAUAGCAACAGCAGAAGGCGGUCGGAUGCAGACGACACUUUAGAAUCGAGGGUACUAGGCCCCAAUCGAAUCCUUCGCGAGCGCAGACGCUCUGUUUCUAGUCAGAACGAGUUUGGAGUAGCCCCCAGCUAUUCAGCAUUGAACCCAUACGAUACAGGGACUACAAUUCGCCGAACUAAAUCGCUUUCGAUGAACAGCAAUGGCCAUAUCGAGGAGCCUAAACGCGAAAAGGGCGGCUUCUUUCGAUCCUUGUUUGGUAGACGAAAGAAGGAUGACUCAAAGUCUACGAAUACCAACACUAAGCCAGCUCUCAGAAGAAGCAGCUUCUCUGCGCCAAUAAAGGAAGUUGAGCCCCCAAAUCCUCCAAGGUCGGCGCCUGCAAACAUCGGUGAGGACUCGGUAAGCGUAACCAGGGAUGGCGCGAAUAUGCCUCCUGUGAGGAGAUCGAAGACCGCACCCAUUAGUACAGAAAACGUUGAAGUCAGGCUGGACGAAUUCUUGCAACAUUGCAGAGAACAUCCAUUAGACUCGGACACCAAGAAGAGCUCAUCAAGUCGGGCCACCAGGACUUCUAAGCCAGAAAUUCCAAGACACAAAGCGACAUUUUCCAUCGAUGACAACCUUAGUCCAACGGAGCCCUCCAGUGAAACUCAAACGCAUUUCGACGCAAAGGGCAGGCCUAUUCCUCCGCACCCCAGCAAGUCAGACCUCUUGCCUGCCCUGAAGCGAAGUGAACGCACUCAGCAUCAUAAAGGAAAACUUAAGCGAACCAACACAAAUACUUCGUCCACCACAAACAAGUUCGGCGCCUUCCUUAAAAGAGUCACUUCACAUACUGAAGAACAUUCACAUUCUUCAAAACAGUCCCUCACGGAUUCUGAAUCAGACUCCAGCGACGAAGAUUUGCCUCAGAUUUCAGAAGAUCAGCGCCCGGCCUUUAUACCAGGUCUAGAAGACAUAAAGCCUCUCAAAAAAGUCUCAUUUGCCACUAACACCUACUUCAACGACCCUCCUCAGCAAAUAUGCAGCAAGAACCCACGUAAAGGUGAGGUUGAGGUGAAAUCCGAUGGUUCAGUAAUUAUUCAUAGGCUCACUCCAGAGGAAAAGCGAGAGAUUCUGCAGAAAACAAGUUCGGGCAUUGUGGUAGGGGGCUCUGGUCACCUUAAACUUCUGAGUGACCCGAGUGUCAGCGAAGAAGAAGCGAAGAGAAACGAGGAGAAGAAACCUUCAGUUCCUAAAGAAGACGGUUCGCAAGUUUUGAAUAAUGAGGAGGAUGUUGGCCGAGGUGGCCAAGGUGGAGAUUCGGUAGCGCAUGAAAAUAAUCAGGACACUGAAGAAGACGUCAAGGUUAGUAAAUCAGCUUCGGAGGUGACUAUUGAUAAGCCAAUGGUUAGUAGACGAUCAAUGAGCUCGCUGGGUUCUUCAAUAACGGUCAAUGAGGUUGAACAAGAAACACCAUUUCCACCCACAAAUAUGAAGAUCCCGCACGACAUUGUAUAUACGCGCUGUUGUCAUCUUCGCGAGAUUCUGCCUAUUCCAGCUACACUUAAACAGCUGAAAAAGGGAUCAACUGAUCCAAUUCCGCUCCUGCAAAUGAGGAAUCCGAAACCUUCUCUCAUUGAAGUUCUCUCAUUCAGUGAUUUUUUGAGCAUUUCACCCGUUCUCUGUCUAUCCCUUGAUGGUGUCAACCUUAGUAUCAAAAUGCUCAAGACAAUACUUUGUUCGCUGAUGCACAAAAAAGAAUUUGAGAAGCUGACCUUGAGAAACACACCUUUGGACCACGAAGGAUGGAGGAUAUUGUGCUAUUUUGUUUCCCAAUGUGAAAGUCUGAAUUCCUUGGAUUUGACAAUGGUGCCAGGCAUAGCCAUUAAUGUCCAAAAGCCCUCAAAGUCUUCUUUGAAAUCUCGUGAUAUCAGGAUGACUUGCGAUAUGAACGACAGGAAGAACAUGAACUGGAAUCUCCUUGCAGCGUCUCUGGUUAGUGGAAACGGUCUGGAAGAAAUAAUCGCGUCUGGCGCGAAAAUGCCUUUAAAAGAGUUCAAAAAUUUCAUUGAGUUGGGUUGUGCACACACACAAAGACUAGGCUUGGCGUAUAAUGAACUUUCGCUUGAUCAAUGUUGCGUUUUGGCAGAAUGGCUUGCUCAAUCAAAAGUCACGGGCAUUGAUAUUGGCUUCAAUGAUUUGAGGGGGAAGCUUGGCCCUUUUUCUGCUACUGUUAUCAACAAAAUGAGACAGACAAAGAACAUCUUCAAGUACAUUUCUCUCAAUUGCACUAACCUUGAAGUGUCUGAGAAUUCCUCAUCCGAAAAUAGUGACGUCUUGAAACUGAUCAGCGUUCUGGCCUACUGUGAAGACUUGAAACUACUGGACAUAUCCAACAAUCCGAAGCUGUUCCCGCAUGUCACCAAUCAUCUUACAAACUACUUGCCAGUUUUUGUUAACUUGAUUCGCCUUCAUAUGGAUAACAAUUCUAUUCCAUCAACUUCAAUUGUGGAAAUAGCCGAAGUUCUGCCUACAUGCCAGAAACUAACUCAUGUCUCGAUACGAGGAAGCAAGCUGGAUUACGCCUCGGGUUGCGCGUUAGUUGCCGCCAUGAGGAAGAGUUCUUCUCUUUUGACGCUAGACCUGGAUUGCGACAACCUACCAAACAAGAUCAGAGACAAGAUUUCACUCUACAGUAUGAAAAACAUGGAAGCAGCAUUAAACAAAGUUGACAAGUCGACUUCGCCUGAGAUGUCUGACACAUUGGCUUGUCUACAAAAGGAGCUUUCGGACCUGCUGACUGAAAAACCUGUUAAACAAGAAGAAAUUCAAGUUGCGGCUCAAAGCUUUCUUCACAGGCUUUCGAGGGCCCGAUCUUUCAUUAAUAAGGUGACCGAAGAUCUUUUCAAACUGAGAGUUGAGGGCAACUUGAGUACUGAAGGAAAAGACACUCUAAUUAGAUUUUGCUUCAUCGAUGCUACCUUCGAGAGAGGUCUGAAAUUGCUGGCUCAAAGAUAUAGUAAUUUGAGCUUCAGUUCGGGGUCUUUGUGUGCUAAUUCCAAGACCGGUACCGACGCUGGACCAGAAAUGCGCGCUAGUGGACUGCCCCUAAAGAAAGAGACAUCUUCUGCGACACUGUCAUCAAAGCACUUCUCAGACAGCGGACACGCAGCCCUUCUACCCUUCCACUAUCCGCCCAUUGAAUCCUCAGAUCCCGCAGACGAUGAAGUUGAAAUAAAGUGGGACAGCCCAGACACAGAAGAUCAGCACGCGCGUGAUCAGCUAAGGGAAGAGGGGCGCAUUUUGCGCGGGACUCGCGGGAUAAUGGGACGUGUACAAAGUGCCAGCAACCAGGGAACUUCUGAUGAUAGAGAAUGUCAUAUCACACUUGACCAAAAAGCUUUGCGGAAGGCCGCAUCGGAAUUGGACAGCGAGCAAAUCAAGGAAUUUAUUCUUUCAAACGACAUAUCCUCCGUCGCAGGCGUAUUGGAGGAUCUUAAAAGCCGGGGUAUAAGUUUGAAUGAUAUUUUUAAGAAACGCCACGACCGUAGCGAUUCUAACAAUCAAGCCUCGGUUGAUUGUGAGAAGAGUUCGAACAGCGACAACGCAGUGGUUGGGGUCCAAGCCAAUCUGGAAGAAGAAAAACAGCGGUUAGCAAACUCUGGUCCAGCCCUAGAUUCUGAGUCGAGUUCAGAGGACGAGCGUGAGGGCGAAGCCAUUGAUCGGGUAUACGACGAGGUUCUUGAUAAUAUUCAGCGCGUCAGGACUAAUACUGAAAGUUAA
This is a messenger RNA of Lachancea thermotolerans CBS 6340, 3966 nucleotides long. RefSeq names its product Mhp1p (gene MHP1). The transcript has a single exon. The coding region runs from base 1 to 3966 and encodes 1321 amino acids. NCBI's taxonomy places the organism in Eukaryota, Fungi, Ascomycota, Saccharomycetes, Saccharomycetales, Saccharomycetaceae. The record is from RefSeq and is a predicted model, not a curated record.